AGGUUAUUUUAAACAAAAAAACGCGGCUAAUAAUACGUAUAAACCUCUUUCUGUUGCUUGGGAAAAUAUCUGCCAAUUAAUCAAUUUUUCUUUUCGUUUUAAUUUGUUUUUUUGUUCUCUCUGUUUCUUCGGCUGAGAGACGAAUAUGGCUGAGGAACAGAAGAUAGCGUUAAACUCAGAAUCUCCGGCGAAGGUCCCGGCUCCAGCUCCCGCAGGGCUUCCGGCUCCAACUCCCGCAGAGAUUCCGGCUCCAGCUCCGGCUCCGGCUCCGGCUCCGGCUGAUGUCACGAAAGAUGUUGGAGAGGAGCAAAUUCAAAACCCACCUCCGGAGCAAAUUUCCGAUGACUCCAAAGCCCUUGCUGUUGUCGAGAAACCUGUAGAAGAGCCUGCACCGGUGAAAUCUUCGUCUGCUUCGCUCGAUAGAGAUGUUAAGCUAGCUGAUUUGUCAAAGGAGAAGAGAUUGUCUUUUGUCAGAGCGUGGGAAGAGAGCGAAAAGAGCAAAGCAGAGAACAAAGCUGAGAAGAAGAUUGCUGAUGUUCAUGCUUGGGAAAACAGCAAGAAAGCAGCUGUUGAAGCGCAACUCAAGAAAAUCGAGGAGCAACUAGAGAAGAAGAAAGCAGAGUAUGCUGAGAGGAUGAAGAACAAAGUUGCAGCCAUUCACAAGGAAGCAGAAGAGAGAAGAGCAAUGAUUGAAGCUAAGCGUGGAGAAGACAUUCUUAAAGCAGAAGAAACGGCUGCUAAAUACAGAGCCACUGGAAUUGUUCCAAAGGCAACUUGUGGAUGUUUCUAAUCUUGAAUUUGCAAAUCAAAUUUUCAAGACUUUGUAACUGUAAAGUGUAAACAAAUUUCUCUGUUCUCUUCAAUGGCUUGUAAUGUUGUUUGUAUAUUGAUUUUGUGUGCAACAAUCAGAGUGAAAAAUAUGUUCAUUGAUUAUGUUCUGCAA
Messenger RNA from Arabidopsis lyrata subsp. lyrata, 943 nucleotides. RefSeq lists its product as uncharacterized. The record is from RefSeq and is a predicted model, not a curated record. NCBI's taxonomy places the organism in Eukaryota, Viridiplantae, Streptophyta, Magnoliopsida, Brassicales, Brassicaceae. The transcript is spliced from 5 exons. The coding region runs from base 146 to 790 and encodes 214 amino acids.